AUGUCGUGCCGCUCUUACAGAAUCAGUCCAGGAUGUGGGGUGACCAGGACCUUCAGCUCCUGCUCAGCGGUGGCCCCCAAAACUGGCAACCGCUGCUGCAUCACUACAGCCCCCUACCGAGGGGUGUCCUGCUACCGAGGAAUCACUGGCUUUGGCAGCCGCAGCCUUUCCAACCUGGGCUCCUGUGGGCCCCGCAUGGCUAUGGGGGGCUUCCGAGCAGGCUCCUGCGGCCGUAGCUUUGGAUACCGCUCCGGGGGGGUGUGCGGACCCAGCCCCCCUUGCAUCACCACCGUAUCUGUCAAUGAGAGCCUCCUGACGCCCCUCAACCUGGAGAUCGACCCCAAUGCCCAGUGCGUGAAGCAUGAGGAGAAGGAGCAGAUCAAGUGUCUCAAUAGCAAGUUUGCUGCUUUCAUUGACAAGGUGCGCUUCCUGGAGCAGCAGAACAAGCUGCUGGAGACCAAGUGGCAGUUCUACCAGAACCAGCGCUGCUGCGAGAGCAACCUGGAGCCCACGUUCACUGGCUACAUUGAGGCCCUCAGGCGGGAGGCCGAGUGUGUGGAGGCUGACAGUGGGAGGCUGGCCGCAGAACUCAACCAUGUUCAGGAGGUGCUGGAGGGCUACAAGAAGAAGUAUGAAGAGGAGGUGGCUCUGAGGGCCACAGCAGAGAAUGAGUUUGUGGUUCUAAAGAAGGACGUGGACUGUGCCUACUUGCGGAAAUCUGACCUAGAAGCUAAUGUGGAAGCGCUGGUGGAGGAGUCAAGCUUCCUCAAGCGCCUCUAUGAUGAGGAGAUCCGAGUGCUCCACGCCCACAUCUCAGACACCUCAGUCAUUGUCAAGAUGGACAACAGCCGGGACCUCAACAUGGACUGUGUUGUGGCUGAGAUUAAGGCUCAGUACGAUGACGUUGCCAGCCGCAGCAGGGCUGAGGCCGAGAGCUGGUACCGCACCAAGUGUGAAGAGAUGAAGGCCACGGUCAUCAGACAUGGGGAAACCCUGCGCCGCACCAAGGAGGAGAUCAAUGAGCUGAAUCGCAUGAUCCAGAGGCUCACGGCUGAGAUUGAGAAUGCCAAGUGCCAGCGGAGCAAGCUAGAGGCCGCUGUGGCUGAGGCAGAACAGCAAGGUGAGGCAGCCCUCACAGAUGCCCGCUGCAAGCUGGCCGGCCUGGAGGAGGCCCUGCAGAAGGCCAAGCAGGACAUGGCGUGCCUGCUCAAGGAGUACCAGGAGGUGAUGAACUCCAAGCUGGGCCUGGACAUCGAGAUCGCGACCUACCGACGUCUGCUGGAGGGAGAAGAGCACAGGCUAUGCGAAGGUGUGGGCUCAGUGAAUGUCUGUGUCAGCAGCUCCCGUGGUGGAGUCUCCUGUGGGGGCCUCACUUGCAGCAGCACCCCUGGACGCCAGAUCACCUCUGGUCCUAUGGCCACAGGGGGCAGCAUCACGGUCAUGGCCCCCGACUCCUGUAACCCCUGUCAGCCCCGCUGCUCCAGCUUCAGCUGCGGGAGUAGUCGGUCUGUACGCUUCGCAUAG
Messenger RNA from Suncus etruscus (white-toothed pygmy shrew), 1524 nucleotides. RefSeq names its product keratin, type II cuticular Hb5. The record is from RefSeq and is a predicted model, not a curated record. Bases 1 to 1524 code for a protein of 507 amino acids. The transcript is spliced from 9 exons. Lineage: Eukaryota; Metazoa; Chordata; Mammalia; Eulipotyphla; Soricidae. Gene Ontology annotation, biological process: keratinization; intermediate filament organization. Gene Ontology annotation, molecular function: structural constituent of skin epidermis. Gene Ontology annotation, cellular component: keratin filament.